CCUCACCUGGUGCCCACCUGUGCCCCCCAGGGGCAGUGCCAGUGGCGGCAGCCGCCGGGGCGGGAGAUUUACCGCAAGAGCAACAUCUCGGUCUACGAGGUGGACGGCAAGGACCACAAGAUCUACUGCCAGAACCUGUGCCUGCUGGCCAAGCUGUUCCUGGACCACAAGACCCUCUACUUCGACGUGGAGCCCUUCGUGUUCUACCUGCUCACCGAGGUCGACCGGCACGGAGCCCACAUCGUGGGGUACUUCUCAAAGGAGAAGGAGUCCCCCGACGGGAACAACGUGGCCUGCAUCCUCACCCUGCCCCCCUACCAGAGACGGGGCUACGGGAAGUUCCUCAUCGCCUUCAGUUACGAGCUGUCCAAGCUGGAGAGCACCGUGGGGUCCCCGGAGAAGCCGCUGUCGGACCUGGGCAAGCUGAGCUACCGGAGCUACUGGUCCUGGGUGCUGCUGGAGAUCCUCAGGGACUUCCGGGGCACCCUCUCCAUCAAGGACCUCAGCCAGAUGACCAGUAUCACCCAGACCGACAUCAUCAGCACGCUGCAGUCGCUCAACAUGGUCAAGUACUGGAAGGGCCAGCACGUCAUCUGCGUCACCCCCAAACUGGUCGAGGAGCACCUCAAGAGCGCCCAGUACAAGAAGCCCCCCAUCACAGUGGACUCCAUCUGCCUCCGCUGGGCCCCCCCGAAGCACAAGCAGGCCAAGGUGGCCAAGAAGUGAUUUUGGGGAGGGGUCUCCAGCCCCUCCCCCCCCACCCUGGGACCCCCCAGGCCCCCAAAAUUUGGGGGUCUCUGUGUCCCCCUCCUCAAAAUUUGGGGGGUUCUGGGACUCCCCCUCCUCAAAUUUGGGGGGUCCUGGGACUCCCCCUCCUAAAAUUUGGGGGUCCUGUGACUCCCCCUCCUCAAAAUUUGGGGGGUCCUGGGAAUCCCCCCCCUCAAAUUUGGGGGGUCCUGGGACUCCCCCUCCUCAAAUUUGGGGGGUCCUGGGACUCCCCCCCUCAAAUUUGGGGGGUCCUGGGACUCCCCCUCCUCAAAUUUGGGGGUCUCUGUGUCCCCCUCCUCAAAUUUGGGGGGUCCUGGGACUCCCCCCCCACUCCCAGUUUUUUGGGGGGGGUCUUUAUGUUUCCCCCCCUCAAAUUUGGGGGGUCUUGGGACUCCCCC
Molecule: messenger RNA, 1166 nt
Organism: Myiozetetes cayanensis
Lineage: Eukaryota; Metazoa; Chordata; Aves; Passeriformes; Tyrannidae
Product: histone acetyltransferase KAT8
Exons: 6
Biological process (GO): regulation of DNA-templated transcription
Molecular function (GO): histone acetyltransferase activity
Source: RefSeq, a predicted model, not a curated record